AUGUGCAAUGCUGUCCACGUGGUGAGAGUUCAUUGGGUACCGUGUUUGUUAGCGUUAGGAGUUCUGUUCUUCACGGCCGUAGAGGAGUACAUGCUCCAGAUGAUUCCGGCUAGUUCUGAACCGUUCGAUAUUGGUUUUGUGGCGACGCGCUCUCUGUAUCGCCUCUUGGCUUCUUCACCUUAUCUUAACACCGUUUUAGCUGCUCUCAACACGGUCUUCGUAGGGAUGCAAACAAUGUAUAUUGUAUGGACAUGGUUGAUGGAAGGACGACCACGAGUGAUCAUCUCGGCUUGCUUUAUGUUUACUUGUCGUGGCAUUCUUGGUUACUCUACUCAGCUUCCUCUUCCUCAGGAUUUUCUAGGAUCAGGGGUAGAUUUUCCGGUAGGAAACGUAUCAUUCUUCCUCUUCUACUCAGGCCAUGUCGCCGGAUCAAUGAUAGCAUCCUUGGACAUGAGGAGAAUGAAGAGGUUGAGAUUAGCCUUGCUUUUUGACAUUCUCAAUGUAUUACAAUCAAUCAGGCUGCUCGGGACAAGAGGGCAGUACACGAUCGAUCUCGCUGUCGGAGUUGGCGCUGGCAUUCUCUUUGAUUCACUGGCUGGAAAAUACGAAGAGCUGAUGAGAAAGAGACAUAAUGUAGGCAGUGGUAUUAGUUUUAUUUCGGCUCGCUAG
Molecule: messenger RNA, 669 nt
Organism: Eruca vesicaria subsp. sativa (arugula)
Lineage: Eukaryota; Viridiplantae; Streptophyta; Magnoliopsida; Brassicales; Brassicaceae
Source: the annotation of a GenBank genome assembly